Hymenoscyphus albidus is the source of this 2083-nucleotide messenger RNA. The record is from the annotation of a GenBank genome assembly. Lineage: Eukaryota; Fungi; Ascomycota; Leotiomycetes; Helotiales; Helotiaceae.
AUCAGUGAUGAGCUGUGCAGAGUUUGCUCUUUUGUUCCUUCAGGAUGGGGCAUUUCACUGAAUAUCAAGAGCCCCCAAACCCGGAGACCAAGUGAUCCUUCCCAACCUUCUUGUAAGGUUCAAAAAGAAGUAGGCCUGAACUUUCUCACAUUUUCUGUCCAUGGUCUCAGCACGUGGAAGAUGUCUACAUUAUGCGGGCUCUUGCUAUGACUGGUUCUGAGUUGAUCGAUUAUCAAGCAAGACUGUUUAAUUAGUCUAACUCUUCUCAAACCCAUCUCAGAACCUCAUAGCAGGCAACUACCUGAAACAGCAUUUUGUCUGUCCGUUUGCACUGGUAUUCGCCACGGAAGAAUCGUCCCUAGAGAAUGUUAUUUCACUUCGGACCUCGGACGCGGAACUUUCCCCAAAACAUCCCUCUGUUUCUAUCUCUCCCCCAUGAACGAGAUUGAUGAGUUAUAAUUAACUGUAACAUGCCAUGGACUGUCCGUUGAUUCUACCCACUCACACAGCAGCGGACCUUCUUGAGUCACAUGUGGCUAUUUGCCUUACCACGCUCGCAAUCCAUUUGCUCCUUAGUUGUGCAGGGACAUCUUUUGCCUUACGAACGUAGUACCAUGAUGAAUAAAAUGUCUGCCCGCGUUAAUAAAUAUAUAAUAGCCAUGGGUAGUGAUUUUGAAACAUCAUCUCAAAAAGGAACAAAUAUUCUACAAUCAUGAUGAGAAUAGCAAUAGCUGGGUCUGGCGGACUGGCUCGAAUAUUUGCACAGUGUUUGGAUUCAGUAGGGACUUACACUGUUAUUAUACUUUCGAGGCGGGUUCGUCAAUCCAACCCCUUCUUCGACAAGUCCACUUCUCGCUGACAUUAUCAAGCCUCAACCGGCACUUACAGCAGAUGGGUUUCAAGUUGUUGUCGUCAACUAUGAUGACCAAACAGAUCUUCGCUAUACACUUCGAGGAAUUGAUGUGGUUAUCUCUACUGUUUCUGGCUCACCGCAAAUCAACCUCAUCGAUGCAGCAGCUCAUUCAGGGGUCAGCAGAUUCGUUCCAGCAGAGUUUGAAGGACCACCCGGACGCCGGACCCCCAAUGAUCCCUUGGACCGUGGGAAAAAAGCAACGAUUGCACGAUUAAAGGAAUGGAGCCAUGACUCUAGACACCGGAUGCGCUUCACUAUCUUCUCUUGUGGCGUCUUCUACCAAAGGUUUGCCCGAGGGGGUUUGGCAGCUUACAACAUUGGAUCGGGAACCGGAAUUCGACAAGAAGGUGACUAUCUCAUGAACCUUGGAACAUCAACGGCAGAAAUAGUCGAGUUCAACGCUGCUGGUCAAUCUCUCUACGUCUGUCUGACAUCAGUCUAUGAUCUUGCAAAGUUCGUUGCUGCUGCUCUUGAACUUGGUCCAUCCACGUGGCCCGCAGAAUUCAGACUACAGAGUGAUCGAAGGACAGUUAGUGAAAUUGUACAGUGGGGAGCAGUUGUCAAAGGCCGUAAGUCAAUCCGUUCCUCAUCUUUCAGUAGCGAUCUACCAAUGUCAAAAAAAAGCUAACUUUCGACCAUAGUGUCCGACCUAGAUACAAUAGUUCAUCAAGCGAGUGCGUUACCAGCACACCUCGAAUACCACUCCUUUCAUCGUAAUUGGACCCAGCUUGCACGUUUCCAAGAAUUAGCUGCGACUGAACAGGGCCGAUAUAAUUUCUCUCAGCCGACUUUGAAUCAGCUUGUCAACGUGGUUCCUGAGCCGCUUUGGGAUUGGCUUUAUCGUGAAUGGGGCUCCUGAUUGGAAUAUCGAUUGCGUUCUUGAUUAAGAGAGGCAAUUUGCAUGUAGGAAAGAAUCAGGGAUUUAACGAUCUGGGAUUCCGAACCAUCUUUUCCUUCCCAUGACCUGUUUCAGUUUGUAACUGAGGAAAGGCUUUUGGACAUACACAUUUCAGCGGGAUCGGCGGCAUACUGAUGGACUUCUUGCUUUUCUUCGUUUGUUGCUCUGGCACACCUCUUAGAUUUUCAUUCUGGCUAUUAUAGAGUAGUAGCAUUGUAUCCUGGGGAUCGCUCCUCAUUAUGUUCUUAUCCAAUCAAAUGUAACAAUUCUUU